Molecule: messenger RNA, 2888 nt
Organism: Cydia splendana
Lineage: Eukaryota; Metazoa; Arthropoda; Insecta; Lepidoptera; Tortricidae
Gene: Ip6k
Product: inositol hexakisphosphate kinase 3
Exons: 9
Coding region: 435-1868 (477 amino acids)
Biological process (GO): inositol phosphate biosynthetic process; phosphatidylinositol phosphate biosynthetic process
Cellular component (GO): cytoplasm; nucleus
Molecular function (GO): inositol hexakisphosphate kinase activity
Source: RefSeq, a predicted model, not a curated record
CGCCGCCGGCACACACGCCCGCGCGCGCAACAUUGAUUUACUCGCUGGUCGCGCGAUCGCGAGACUCGCGAGAGCUCAGUCACUAGUGCGCAACGCUAACAGAUACAAGUGUUUCAGCGCUCCAGAGCGCUACUUUUAUUUUGCGUUCAUUUAGUUCUGCUUCAAACAACAAAAACCUGUUUUGAAUUGCCCGUGUUAUCUUCUGUGAAUAUUACUAAAGAUCUACGUGUUUUAAUUAUAAGUUCAGUGUGUUACGCUUGUGGUCUACCUACUUCGGUUCCUGUGUUGAGUAAUUCUGUGUCAGUUGUAGUGACUGUGAUUGAAGAAUCUGAAGAUUUCAUCGCUAACGUGUGCCCAUUUAGGAUUUCACCACGAGCGGGCUCAAGGAAGUGUAUAGUCAAGUGGACAGCGGCGGCGGUGGCUCGGCCGAAGUGAUGGUGUACUCUCUUGGCUGGGGGAUGGGCGAGCCGGAGCGGCGCGGCGCGGACCGCAAGCGCUCGCAGCCCGCGGCGGCGCUGUCGCCCGACGACGGUCACGAGGUGGACGUGUUACCGCUCAACAAUCAGGUGGGCGGGCACACGCGGCUGCUGGUGCUCAACGACAGCACCGUCAUCAAGCCCCUCAACAUCCGCGAACUGCAUUUCUACAUGAACAUUCCCGAGGACAUCCAGAGCUUCGUCCCCCGCUACAAAGGGGUGAUGCAGGCCUCCAUAGCCGGAGGCUCGAAGCCGGAGAAGCGGUACUCGCCAUGUUUCCGCGAGGAGAACGGCCGCAAGGCGUCGCUCGGCGGCAAGCGCAAGCGCGACGACGUGUUCAAAUUUAAAGUUCACCGAAAUGGCAAUGCUAGCGAAGUGCUUAAGAGCAUAGCCCACAUGGACAAUUCUAAUAAACAAUAUUUCCUGAUGAUGGAGAAUAUAACAUCAUCGUACCGGCGGCCGUGCAUCCUGGACCUGAAGAUGGGCACGCGGCAACACGGAGACGAUGCCAGCGCGGAGAAGCGAUCCAAGCAGAUCGCGAAGUGUGCAGCGUCCACCUCCGCUUCGCUCGGCGUCAGACUCUGCGGCAUGCAGGUGUACGGCGAAACCGGCGCUUGCGUCCGCCGCGACAAGUACUGGGGCCGCGCGCUGUCGGAGACGGGGCUGCGCGAGGCGCUGCGGCACUUCUUCGCCGCCGGCGCCGCGCCGCGCGCGCAGGUCGUGCGCCGCGCGCUGCGCCGCCUCGAGGCGCUGCGCCGCGCCAUCGCCAAGCAGACCAGCUAUCGCUUCUACUCCUGCUCCUUACUGAUAGUAUACGAAGGCGACACGGAAGAGCCCGACACCCCCUGCGCGGCGCAGUACGACGCGGACGCGGACGCGUCCAGCAGCUCGGCCGAGCAGCUGCCACCCUCACACUUCGACAUGUCCACGCUGCACGCCGGCAUCCCCGACCGCGAGCGCGAGCCCUUCCAGCCGCACUCGGAGGAAACAAUGGGCGGGUACGAGGAGGGCUCGGUGGGCGGGGCGACGGCGGGGCACUCGCCGCGCCGGCAGCCGCCCAGCCCCGACUCCACGGACAGCUGGAUGGCGUACUCCUCCACCUCCAGCGAGUCCUGGCGCGGCGAGCCCGAGCCCGCGCCGGAGCCCGAGCCGGGCAAGCGCGCGCGCCCCGCGCCGCCCGCCGCGCCCGCGCCCGCGCGAGCGCACGAGCCGCCGCCCGACGAGCGCGUCGACAUCCGCAUGAUCGACUUCGCGCACACCGCCUACGCCGACGCCGCCGCCUCCUCCCCGCUGGCCACGGCCACGCCGCACCACGGGCCCGACGGCGGCUUCCUCACCGGCAUCGACUCGCUCACCCGCCUGCUCACGGAGAUCCUGCAGCCGGACAGUUAAUGAGCGGCCGGGCCGAGCGCCCGCCCCGCCCCGCCCCGCCGCCGGCCGGACGGCGGUCUCCCUCGGUGAACGCUGCCGGUCCGGCCUACGUUUAUUUAAUCUAAAGGAGUACUAUAAUUUUAAAGUGGGACCCAGUAGGUAAACUCGAUACGUUCGUAUUUUUAAGUAUUACGUUUUAAGUUAUUCCAGAAUGUUGUGCUUUUGAUUUGUUCCCUUUAAAUUGAUCUGUCCAUUGCGUGUUUCGCUCGAGGCGGCCGUAUUUGGUGGACGUUCCCGUUCGCGUUAGUUCCUACCUAGUGUGAUCGCCGGAUUACCGUGUUCUACCCUCUUGUUGUUGUGCAUUUAGUUCCAAAAAAUGUAUUGUAACGAGCACCCAAAAUGUAGUUUAACUGAAUGUUUUAAAUAAAUAACCCAGUCGCUGAAACCAAAGCCGAAGUUGCAGGUGACCGGAAAUACUUGAUUCUAAAUUUAAGGAAAUUAUAAAACUCAAAAUAAACAUUGUAUAGUAUUUAAUUGACGACAGACCGCUAUAAUUAUAACAUACAUAAGUGUUUAGUGUUCUUAUAGAAUUUCAUUGAAUGUGUCGAUCGUCCGUAACGGAUACUUGAAACUAAUUAUAUAUUUUUUGCAACAGUAUUACGAAUGUUUUAUAAAUAGUGAGAAUGAGUGUAAGAUUCGGAUUGGAGAAUUUGUGAAUAUUAUCCUGAACGGUGAUGCUGUGCCAAUGGUUAGCUAUUUACACUGUAAAUGAAUGACAUAAGUUGUAUGUAACUGUAUGUAAUGUGUAAAUAGGGGUGAGUGUCAGUGUAAACAGCUACGCACAAAGGCGUACCACUAGCGUUAGUUAGCCAACAUUCCUUUGUGCUGCAUUCGUCAUUGCCCUUGUUUUUAGUGGGAUAAAUUUAUGAAAAGUACCUGGUUUAAUUAGGAUGCUAGGUUGUAUUGCAAAUUAUCAUUUAUGUCUGUUAUUUUUAAUAACCGUAUGACACUAUUUUGUUAAAUAAAUUUUAGGUAUUUUAA